AUGAAGAAGAAGAGGGGUCAGUGAAAAGUCUAUAUGACUGUUGCACUGUACUGUCAUCAAACCAAACAAACACAGCCACUGUACAGACUGACAGGCGGGAGAUGUAAUAUUAAUACUGGGUUAGGAGGCGUGUCCUUUGUGACCACACCAGUAUAUAUUUGAGUCAAAUACACACAAGCUAAUCCAAAACAACAAAACACAGACUAGGACUUGGUCCAGUCGAAUACAGAUGUGAGCUGUAAGUCAAGAGUCAGGUUUUCAUGUGUGAAGCGUCAGCCAGUGAUUGUUGUUGUCAUGGAGAACUACAGCGUAGACGACGUGUUUCCUUUCAAAAGAAGAAGCACGAUGUCCAAACUUUCCUGUGCACCGUCCCGCCCAGCUGGAUAUCACUGUUCAGAUUUAGAGAACGUGGCGGAGGAGCGUCACAGAAAUGGGAGGAUGGUCUUUGAGUCUCUGCAGGCUGCUGACCAGGAGAAACGGGAGUUCUCAGGCCAGAGGAAACCAGCGUUGGUCAGGUCAAAGACCUUCGACCACUCUCUGCUGACUCAGGUCCAGACGGACUCAGACUCCAAGAUAGAGAGGAAGAAAUCUCACUACAGCCAGCUCUCAAAGACUAACUGCCAGUACCAUAAAAUAUUCAAGGAGAUCAGCAAAGAGGAACAGCUCAGACAGAGUUACACCUGCGCUCUGCAGAAAGACAUCCUCUACCAGGGACGGAUGUUUGUCUCCGACCACUGGAUCUGCUUCCACUCCAAGGUGUUUGGCAAAGACACAAAGAUCGCCAUCCCAGUGGUGUCGGUCACUCACAUCAAGAAGACCAAAACUGCCAUCCUGGUGCCAAACGCUCUGGUGAUCGCCACCGCAAACGACAGGGUGAGAGAGCAGACCCGGGGUCUCGUGUCAACAGGAAAUUUAUUCACACAAAAUUACGUCUUCGUGUCCCUCCUGUCCAGAGACAACACCUACAAGUUCCUGAUGUCCGUCUGUCUUCACCUGGAGGAGAAGAGUCCAUGCAGCAGCCCCAUCCCCUCCUCCGCAGAGAACAGCUUCAGAGGUCAGAGGUCACCUCUAACGCCUCGCUUUCCUCGGAGUUUUUCAGGUGAUUUCAUGGACCUGGACGGAGCAGUGAGACAGAGGAGGCGGGAGAUGGAGGAGAGCAGCAGCUCCGACUCCCAGACCCCCGACUACGAGAAGAGAGCAGAGUUCCCCGUCCCUCCGUUCCUGGAUGUGUUGAAACACACAGACAGAGCUGCAGCCCCUGAACAUCCAGACCACCAGCACAAAGUGAAGAACCAGCGUCAGAACCAGCAUCAGAACCAGCAUCAGAACCAGCAUCAGAACAAGCAGAGCUCAGACAACAAGCAGCGCGAGGCGCCUCACCCCGGUUCAGAGGUCGUGAUUGACAGCAGGACUCUGAAACCAGUUUCUCUCAACACUCUGCUGUUUGUCUACCUGUUUCUAGUGUGUGUCCUGUUCCUGUCUUCCUGUUACCUGGCCUUUAAGAUCGUCUCGUUGGAGCGGACGCUGACGACGCUCGGCUCCGUCACAGACUUCACCCACAAAGAAGGCGACUUCCUGCGGGGGGGUCCUGACGUGAACACACAGCUUUUCUCAGAACUACUCACCAUCAACCUGAUGAAGCUGGAGAAGGUGCAGAAGACUCUGCAGAGACUCCUGGACGAAGCUGCCUGAAUGUACCGGAAACCCAACCCGACCUGCGUACGAGGAAGUCGUAACCCGGCAACCAUUCUGUUUUUAACGUUUGGAAACGACUGUUAAAGGCUGACGUGACCGAAUCCGAACCCCAUUUAUACGUUUUUGUCCAGGGUCCCGUCGGGUCGGGGUCGGGUGUCCACCCUCCAGACACCAGAGUGUUAAGAUGAUGUAAAUAUAUAGUUUAUUAUAGCAGAUGUUACAGGUUAACAAGGUGUAUUGGUACCGGUGGAAUCACUUGUAACCACACCCACCGGUGAUGUCAUGGUGUACCGACACACAGUCGUUUGAUUGGCUGAUUAGAAAUAAAACUCCCUGGUGGAACUUUAACUGUAAUAGUGUUGAAACAGAGGUAUUUUAAAGGCUCUGACGUUUCAGGUGGAGGAAGGAGCAGAUUUCUCUCUCUCUCUCUCUCCGGUGAAGGAGAUGAACUUUCUCAGCUGUUUUCGGUCACGGUGAAUUCUGGGAGAUCUUCUGUCUACGGUGCUGAACGUCCGAGGAGAUCAAGGUUCUCAGUGCUGGAUUUAUCUUCUGCGUUUUGCCGAUCACACAUUCAGGACUGAAAACCAGCUGUGGACGUAGAUACUCCACGACCCCUGACCCCUGGGGUUUUCUUAUGUUUACCUCGCGCUGUCUUAAAGGUAGUUAGCUGCUGCCUUCAUGGGGACCUGGAACAGCUCUUCUCCACUUCAGGGACUUAACAACCUUUUGUCAAAACCUGAACUAUAAGAAGAAGAACUUUAAGGCUUUGGUAAAAGGUUCAUUUCAUUAAAUGUUAGAUUUUGACCAUUAAAAAGGCAUCAGAGGGACGGUGGAGCUGUGGCUCAUGUGAACACACAAGCUUGGUGUCGGUCCGACAUGUCAAACCACGUCAGUAGUGUUUCAUGUUGCUCCUCUGUGAUCCCUUCCUGUUCUUUAAUCUUGUUUUAUCUCUGUGAUUGUCCCCUGCAGUGUUUGCUUGUAUUGUAUUCCCACUUCUACAGGAGGCUGUGUCGUGACCUCACAUCACACCUCUGACAACCUGUGAAACUACCUGCAACUCGCAUUUAGCAGCAGAAAAGAACAAACUGGUCAGAGAUCAGUGAAAUCUUUUACAAAAAGAACAAUGUGAUUAUUUGUUUUUACGUUCAGAAGGUUGUUCAGCAGCCGACUCUUGUCUGUCAGCGUGAUUCUUGAACGCACCAAGCUCUGGAAAAAAGAAAUCCCUGCUGCCGUACGAACGUAGAUUCAGUGAAUUUAGUGGCAUCAAGUUCACACCAUGUUGUUAUUGUUCACCUCUGACAGGAAGUGAUACAUGAGAGCGACCUGAGCUCAUCAUUUUUAUCUGAUGUACCAGAUUUCACAUCGUUCUGGUGGAAAAAGUGAGUCAAUUCUCACCAGUGAACCGUCGCCUGCCUUGUUGUUGUUUGUGAUUCGGCCACUAGAUGGAGCCAAAGUGAAGAAGUUUCAGGUCCCACACAGAGACACUGUUGUUGUUCACGUCCGUCAUGAAGCUCGUCCUGGUUCAUUCAAACAAUAGACUGUUACAGAGACAAGCAUCACUGUGAUUCUGUAACUGUAAGAAUCAAACAUAGAUUUAAUACUGUGAAUUUAUUUCCUCUGUUUGGGAAUAAAGUUUUAUUUUUGCUGUA
Molecule: messenger RNA, 3344 nt
Organism: Seriola aureovittata
Lineage: Eukaryota; Metazoa; Chordata; Actinopteri; Carangiformes; Carangidae
Gene: gramd2b
Product: GRAM domain-containing protein 2B
Exons: 14
Coding region: 295-1692 (465 amino acids)
Source: RefSeq, a predicted model, not a curated record